AUGGAGACCACCAACGUUAGCAGCGGGCUGCUUGGCCCGGUCUAUACCGCUCUGCCAGAGAUCGAAUGGAACGGCCGUCAGGGCUUCGCUCUCGUCAUCGUCGCGAUUUUAUCUCUGCAUCUCUUCAAUGUCUUCAAGGAAAGCCUCUUUGGCGUCAAGGCGCCCAUGGUCGGCUAUAGAUCUUUCUUCGAGCCCAAAUGGCUUUUACGUCUGCGUUUUGUGCGAGGCAGCAUGUCUAUCAUCCGCGGUGGUUAUAGCAAGUACAAAGACUCCAUGUUCAAGAUAAGCCGCAAUGAUGCAGACAUCCUCGUUAUCUCGAACAAGUACGUGGACGAGCUUCGGAACUUGCCAGAGGAAGAGCUCAGCGGCAUUGAGGCGCAUAUCAGGAACCUCCUGGGCAGCAUUUCGACUACGCAUGUCAUGCUUGAGACCAACCUGCAUACUCGCGUGCUCCAGACAAAGCUGACCCCAGCUCUGGGUCUGAUAUUUGACGACAUGAAAGAUGAGCUUAAUUUUGCUCUGGAGACCGAGUUACCAGAAUGUAAAGAUAAAUGGGUUCCCAUAUCCAUCAACCAUCUUAUGUUACGGCUCCUCGCUCGGGUUUCGGCUCGCAUAUUCGUCGGUAGGGCCAACUGUCGCAACGAGGAGUGGCUCUCAGCCAGCAUCGACUAUACAGAGAACAUAUUCAUCACAGUUAUGACUCUGCGAAUGAUGCCGCGCUAUCUCCAUCCAUUUGUUGCCCCCCUUUUACCCUGGUACUGGCGUAUACGCUCCAACCUGGCCACCGCAAAACGCUUUAUCGGUCCCAUCAUACGCGAGCGUAGGGAGGCCGAGGCCCGGCAAGGGAAGGACUACCAGAAGCAUGAGGACCUCCUCCAGUGGAUGAUGGACGGGGCAAACGAAAAGGAAAGCAAUCCGGAUAUGAUAGCCCAUAUCGAACUUCUCCUUACGCUGGCCUCAAUCCAUACCUCUUCGAUGGCCACGUCAAAUGUGAUGUAUGAUCUUUGUGCUCACCCAGAGUACUUUGAACCCCUUCGAGAGGAAAUGCUCUCUGCACGGCGCGAAGAUGGUGGAUGGCGAAAGACUACCUUGACGAAGCUAAGAAAACUUGAUAGCUUCCUCAAGGAGUCUCAACGAAUGAAUCCCCCAAGCCAAUUGGCAUUCAACCGCGUUGUCCGGUCGACCCUCAAACUAUCAGAUGGCACGGUCCUGCCUGCUGGUACACAUUUCAACAUAGCCUCUGAUGCUAUCAUGAACGAUCCCGCCAAACUUCCCGGUGGCGGCGACCCGGAAGUGUUCGAUGGGUUCCGCUACGAGCGGCUCCGUAGCGAUCCCGCCCAUCCCGAAAAUGCUAAUCGGUUCCAGCUGGCCAUGACAGACAGCAAUAACCUGCAUUUCGGACACGGGAAGUAUGCAUGCCCGGGGCGGUUUUUCGCUAGCAAUGAAAUCAAGAUGAUCAUCACUGAGCUGCUGUUGCGCUACGACUUUAAGUAUCCGGAGGGACAGGAGAGGCCGCGCAGUUUGAGUGCGGAUGAGAAUUUGUAUCCUGAUCCAGAUGCUAGGGUGUUGAUACGGAAACGAGAAGAAAUCUGGUUGAUAGAUAUAAAGCCUAGCAAUGUGUUGGUAAACUAUGGAAAAGAUACCAGGUUCAAAGAGGUCCAACUGGCUGAUUUCGGGAGUACUGUCCAGGAGAGCUCUACUUAUGCUCGACGCGGGGAUCCUAUCGGAACCCCAAUGCUUAAAAGCCCCGAAGCACAUCUUCAAAUGAAAUGGGGCAAUUCCACCGACAUUUGGUCGUUUGGCGCGGAAGGGUUCCACAUCUUUAGACCCAAUGUCCCAGUAGACCAUGAUGAUUACGACGUCAAAAUUCUCAUGAAGCAUCACCGGUGCUUCGGCCCAUUCCCGGCAUCAUACGAAGAGAUUGCAGACCAGGAGAGGCUUGCAUUUCUUGCGUGGAUAAUGCAAAACAGCCCUAGGGAGAUGUUGCGGCCCUUUCAUCUCACGACCACAAGAGAGAUUUGCCCGGAAGACAAGGAGUUUGUGCUAAGGACGAUGAAGCUCGAUCUUAGAGAUAGGCCGACUGCUCGUCAGCUCUUGGAAGAUAAAUGGUUUUGCCAAUAA
Molecule: messenger RNA, 2121 nt
Organism: Trichophyton benhamiae CBS 112371
Lineage: Eukaryota; Fungi; Ascomycota; Eurotiomycetes; Onygenales; Arthrodermataceae
Product: cytochrome P450 monooxygenase, putative
Exons: 6
Coding region: 1-2121 (706 amino acids)
Biological process (GO): protein phosphorylation
Molecular function (GO): oxidoreductase activity, acting on paired donors, with incorporation or reduction of molecular oxygen; iron ion binding; monooxygenase activity
Source: RefSeq, a predicted model, not a curated record